This is a messenger RNA of Paramacrobiotus metropolitanus, 2227 nucleotides long. RefSeq lists its product as uncharacterized. Bases 75 to 1289 code for a protein of 404 amino acids. The transcript has 3 exons. NCBI's taxonomy places the organism in Eukaryota, Metazoa, Tardigrada, Eutardigrada, Parachela, Macrobiotidae. The record is from RefSeq and is a predicted model, not a curated record.
CUUCGGUAAUCAGGAACAUUGUAUCUGCUCGUCCGCUAGAUGAACACUUUAACGAACUUAUCAAGUUAUCAAGGAUGACUUCUAUAAAUGCAUCGCACAACGAUGUACCGUCCACCGGUUUUAUCAGCCGGAUAUACGGAAUCUAUAUGACGGUUCUGUGGAUGAUGGGAUUCAGCCAGUUUCCUCAGGAAGUUUACUCCACCCGUCCAAUGCUGACGGCAGCCGCUACCGUUUUCGGAGCCGUACAAGCAGCAGCGAAUAUUAUCAGUCAACUGUAUUUUAUGCUCUUUGAUUCCGCGCCGUUGACAACGGAAACUAGUUUCAACGAUCUGAUUGAAUACGCGUCUCAGAUUCUGUACUCGUUUGUAAUGAUUUACGCUUGUCUAAUUGGAUGGAAAACUGUUCGACCGUCGUACCAGUUGGUUAAGACCAUCGAUACGCAAUUUAUCCAUCAUAUUCCUGCACGUGUGCAGCGCAGCGCUCUGAUUGUUCUGGGCGUGGCAUUAGUGGUCAACAUCAGUGGAACCGUUCUCGAUAUUGUGCUGAGCGAUGUUCCUCUGUAUCAAAGCGCGGGAACGGCCAGUUGUCGCUCUAAGAUCUGUUUUGUAUUGAUUGCCGUGUAUUAUGCGUACUGGCGCGUAUGCUUUUUUUCCAAAAUGUUUUUACAAAUUUUGUUGUGGUUCACAAUGAUUAUGUUGACGAGGUUGGCCCGUGUUGUCAGCGUUGAAGCUGACGCUUUCAACGGCACAAGUCCAGACUUCGUUGGUCUGUCCAUAAAGCGCUACGAACACAUUCGCCAACAAACCAUGCAAUUCGGAAAACAGUUUUCUGUCUUUAAUUUCCUGUAUACUCUGCAUUAUUUCGUCUUGUUGCUGACAAAUUCGUAUUCUCUUGGCAAGGACUAUGCGGUAACUCAGACGAUCGAUUGGUCUAACUUCUACUUUUUUACCCGCAGUGCAUUUGUACUGGCAACUAUCGCAACGGUAUUUGUUACCAGCCAUGAAAAUAUGACAGCAGUUCUUCCAGUAAUAAGCAGACUGAUAUUUAAAUAUGGGAAAAGCUUCAGAUCAGCUAACUUUCAACAGUUGGCGGACAAGGUUAAGAAUGAUCCUGUUGGCUUUUCCAUGGGAGGGGUAACCAUUACAUUUGACCUAUGUUUCGAGGCGGCUGGCAUUAUAUUUGCUAACGUGGUGCUUUUUGCUGAACUGGGACACGAGAACCAUCUUCUUACUGGUUCCUUGAAAGCUUUGCGACAGUUAUCAGGAACCAGUCGGCCGGUUCCUUGGUAAUAUAAGGAAUGACUGAAAUUCUUGUUACUGCUAUUCGGUAUCUAGUUUUAACUCGGCAUUUUCUGGUGCAAUUAAUAUACAGACACGGUUGUUCGAACGUUUUUUAAACUCUUUUUGCAUAUGCAUAUCACAGACAACGGGUUAUUUAAAAGUUUGGUUCUGUGUUUUCAAAAGUUGCGAUCGCAUUGAGUUGUACGAUUCAAAUACAGAUGAAUUGUUUUUAUCGGCAACAUCACGACAAAAUGUUAAGACUGCGUCACUGCUGCAAUGUACCGGCAUUAUGGUGCACGAUUUCGUGUGGUUAUGCAAAACAAAAACUAGAAAUAAUGUCUAACAUAAUAUUAAUGUGAGUGCAUGGACGGUUUUUUGCAUGCCGCAUACGAGCUGUUGACAGUGAUAUUUCGAAAGAACAUUUAUCAUUAAACUUAAUCGGUAGUUUGGAGUGGAUGUUGGAAAAAUAUGCUUUCUGUGAAACCCGAAGGAAAUUUGAGGAGUCCAUUUCCGGUUGACGGGUUUAAAUGACAAUCGUUGUUGGUGCACACCAUGAGCACACUUCGGACAUUCGACUCCGCUGCUGGUUCAGUAAUGUCAAGUUCUGUCAAACAAACGUACAGAUAUAUAGAAUUACAUCAAUAACGCGCCCGUAUUAUGCGGUGGACCAGCGGAAACCGCUCAAAUCAAAAAAUGCUUAGCGUUGCGAUCAGGAAUUCGGUAUAAGCGAAUUAGCUGAUUAUUCCAUCUGUUUGAUUCGUUAAUAUUUAGAGAGCAAUGACCCUUACCAAUAAAAUGCACAAAAACGCUCCAGCUACCGGCUUUAUAAGCCGGAUCUACGAAAUCUUGAUGACAGUAUUGUGGAUAAUGGGAUUCAGUCAAUUUCCUCAAGAGUUGUUUUCUACUGGUUCGCUGCUGACGGCAGCGGCCAGUUCAUUCGGACUCGU